Peniophora sp. CBMAI 1063 is the source of this 732-nucleotide messenger RNA. NCBI's taxonomy places the organism in Eukaryota, Fungi, Basidiomycota, Agaricomycetes, Russulales, Peniophoraceae. The record is from the annotation of a GenBank genome assembly.
AUGUCCGGCCCUAACAUUCUCGACCCGUCCUUCCCGCGGUACUUCCAGGAGGGCGUUGUUCCACCGGAAGAGCAACCUCGUUUCGUCACGGCGCUGAAGGAGAUGAUGGACUCGGCGCGCACAGCCUCGGUUGAGAAGCUCGCCGAAUUGCACUUGCCGGCUGCGCUGGAGAAGCCAAUUGACGCAGCUAAGGUCGAGGCGGAGAGGGCGCAGGUGCUUGAUACAUGCAACUGGCAGAUGGCCAACCUUCUCAGGUACUCGCAACCCACGCGCAUCUACGAAGCCGAGCCCUACCUCCGCGCCGUCAUCGACGGACAUAAAGGCCCCACUCCCGAAGACACGCCCGCCAUGCUACUCGCCGUCGCACUGCACAAGAAUGAAGGGCGCGAAGACGAGGCAUACAAGAUACUGAAAGACGCGAUGGAGCGCGGCGACGGCGGUGCAGGGCCGUACACGUUCUUAUGGGCCAAGGCCGCCAUCGCGCGGAUGUUGCGACGUGUGAAGCGGGAUGAUGAGGCGAAGGAGCUCGAGGAAGAGGUGAUUGACUGGAUCAAGUGGCAUCCGUACGGUAUGCCGCCAUCUAGAUUGCGGUCCCUGGUCACCGACGACGCGGAACCCGAUGACGCGCCAAACGCUAUACUCGACGAUCCGCGCGUCAAGGAGCAGCUGGGCAACGCGGUGGAGCUACCUAGUAUGGGUAUGUUCGGGCCUGCAGUGAUCCACUUCGGAUGA